Messenger RNA from Periophthalmus magnuspinnatus, 2718 nucleotides. It is a transcript of the gene vwa1, whose product is annotated as von Willebrand factor A domain containing 1. The transcript has 6 exons. Lineage: Eukaryota; Metazoa; Chordata; Actinopteri; Gobiiformes; Gobiidae. The coding region runs from base 308 to 1861 and encodes 517 amino acids. The record is from RefSeq and is a predicted model, not a curated record. Gene Ontology annotation, molecular function: protein binding.
CCAGAGUCGUUUGUAUAGAGGAGGGUCCGCGCUUUGCGCACACGCUGUGCACUUUCAGUUCUUUUCCAGAUCCGCCGUGAACACUUUACCAUCACGUUCCACGAGAAUGUUUCACAAAGAAGAUCAUAUUAAGAAGUAGACUAAAUAACUUUUUAACGUUUUACCUGGGGAAAUAUGCGUUUGAAUCACUGACAGAGGGAGUGCGCUCCUCGGAGCUCGGCUGUUGCCUACAUGGAUCAGUAAAGGGUUAGAACAUAUUAGAACAUAUACCCGGUGGAUGAGAGAUUGAACUUCGUGGUUUGCAGCAAUGGAGAGAAUCGUGUUGUUGACAUGGAUGCUUUUGUGUCUGUUUGUGGCAUCAGCGCGGACGCAAAAGGCGUUACCUGAAGGAGUGCUGAACUGUUGUGAAGGUGAUGUUCUCUUCCUUCUGGACUCUUCGGGAAGUGUUUCCUCAUAUGAACACUCACGCCUGCUCUCCUUCCUGUCCGAUGUGCUGCUGCCCUUCUCUUUGGGCGAGGAUCAGGUCAGGGUGGGACUCCUGCAAGUGGGCACCCAGCCAAAAGUGGAGUUUGACUUUGGUACCCACCACUCCCAGACCAGCCUACAGGGGGCACUGAGGAACAUCCGGCCACUCCGAGGGGAUACUAACACAGUAGAAGCCCUGAGGAUAGCCUCAGAGAGUGUUCUCAGACCAGGGACCCCCGGAGGAUCCAGGAAGGGGCUCCCUAGGGUGCUGGUGUGGUUGACAGAUGGAGUGAAGCCUGGAGAUGUAACCGGGCCCAUGGCUGCACUGAGGGAUGAGGGUGUGGCAGUGCUGGUGGUUUCUACGGGACAUGGGAACUAUCAGGUGCUCCGGGAUGUAGUGACACACCCUACUGACAGGCACUUGUACUUUGUGGAUAUCGAUGACCUGAGUAUCAUCACAGAAGAUCUCCGCAAUGCUAUUAUAGAAAUUAUCCGAGCUGAAAGAAUGACAGCACGAGACAUCUCCACCAACUCUGCUACUCUCCAGUGGCGCCCUGUGCUCACAGGAUUAAAUGGCUUCUAUGAGAUUCGAUUUGGUCCAGCGCCCACUGGAGGGGCAGGAAGUGGAAGUGGGGGUCCUGGAACCAGUCCUAGUGUUGGUGGUGGUCAGUACCAGAGGUUUACUCAGUCUGCAGACUCCAGCACAGCCAGGCUAACAGGACUCAAGCCUGACACGACAUAUGUGGCCACUCUGACCCCAGAGUCUAAUGAGCAGGCUUUCAACACUCUCUCCGUCACCUUCACCACCAAACCAGAGGUGCUGAGCCCGGCUGUUAUAUCCAUCUCUGAGUUGGGGUCAAGCAGCGUACGGAUAAACUGGGGCCCCCUCCAGCCCGACCGGGUCAUCAGUUACUACAUUGAAUACUCCACUCUGCCCAGUGGCAAGCUCAGUGCUGUCACCGUUAGCGGGACCCAAAACUCCACUGUGCUACGGAAUCUCCAACCUGACUCCACUUACCUGAUCACUGUGAGCGCCAGACACUCCUCUGGCACAGAGAGGGCCAUGUCGGUCAAAGUGUGCACAGAGGAAGUGACACCAGCGUUGUCAGACCUGCAGCUGACCACAGUGGGCAGCGACUCGGUGCAGGUGGACUGGAGGGGCAGUGGUUCUGGACUCAGAGGGUAUUGGCUCACCUGGGAGGAUCAGCAGAACUCAGUGUCAGCUCAGCUUUCCACUAUGUACCUGCCCCCCGAGUCUCUGUCUACACGCCUGUCCCACCUCCCCCCACUAGCCCGGGUGUGUGUGUCUCCCAUCUAUCGUACUGCCCGGGGGGACGGGCUCUGCUGCACUGCACAGUUUCACUCAGAUGCAUUGUCCUAUGGCUAUCAGUCGUAGCGCUCCUGAGUCUAUGCAUGCUCCUGACCAAACAUGGACGAAGGGUGGAGAAGAAUGUUGACUUUCCUCUGUAAUUCUCUCUCCUGCCUCUCCCCAUUUGUGGACAUCACGAAGAGAGUGCAGUUGGUUUAUAAGCAACAUGCAUGGAUGCCAUAGACACUGAAGGGAUAGGCCUGAGAUAAUAUGGCCAAAUGUUGACUGUUGGAAAAACUUAUGAUUGACUGGCUGUUUGCUUUUCCAUUGCAUCUGGUCUACACCUGUAUUGCAUUCAUUGGAGGAAAAAUGUUACUAUGCACAUUACUGGUGGCUUUGUUGGGAGUGUAGAAUGUAUCGAGAACCAUAUGUGGGCCAAGUGCCAUUUUGCAAACUGUUCCCAUCUGAUUUACAUUUUAAAUGAAUUUCUACUGAAAUAAUCACUCUGUUGAGACAACUUUAGUUACAUAGGAUAUUUGUAUGUGUGUUAUAGGGGUUCAAAAUAACAGGAGCUCAAAGAAAAUUGCAAACAAACAUACCACAUUCUCUUGGAGCUUCAAGUACACUAUGACACACAUGUGUCCAACUAAGUUUGUAAUCAUGGCUGUACACUGAUCAAAGUCAUAAUUCAAGUAUCUACAUAGGACAAAAUAUACACAUGAUAUAUUGAUGUAUUUAUCCUUGUUUACUUCAAACCCUUUCAAAAGCAGCUUUUAUAAGCUCUGCUGCCCUCUUCUGAUAGAAAACCCCCAGGCUUACUACUGCUGAUUUGUCAUUAUUGAACAUGACAUUAACAUAUGUAUGCACUAUAUCACAAUUAAAGUGUAACAUAAGCUUACAUUACAGUUCGUUUUUAUUUUUUAAUAAAAGAACUAUGAUGUUUA